AUGGGAUUGUCGAGCUUGGCUCCGACCCCACGGACGGUUCCCAGACGGCGGAGGGUCCCGGCGCAUAGGUUCACACGGAAGCCCAUGAGGGGCCAAAACUUGAAUCUCCGCGCGAGGGCGACGCGGCCGCGCGCGCGCCCGACGAUCCGCGGCCGCGCGCUUUCACAAACGGGCCGAAAUGAGGGCAAGUUUGAAACUGUGCGCGAGACCAGGGCAGAGCCGGAAGAAAUUGAGGAGGAUAUCGGAAUGCAAACACCGGCUGCCCAGAGGUUCCCCGCGCGCGAAAGACGCGCACCGGGGGAGUGGUACCGCGCUAACUUAGCGGCGGAACCGCAGGCGGGGGAGCACCCCAAAGGGACGGGGGAGCACGCAGAACCGCAGACUUAUCAGGAAGCCGUAGGAGGAGAAGAAAGUGAACUAUGGCGGAAGUCAAGGGACGAGGAGAUGCGGUCCUUGUUGGAGAACGGGACAUGGGAGCUCGUCGAAAACCGGAAGGGGUCAAGCCGAGUGCUGUGGGUGGACGACAUCCUAGUGGCAGCCCGGGGAGCGGAGCGCAUUGCCAAAGUGAAGGCGCGUUCGGGGAAGAAGUUCGACGUGCGCGACCGGGGAGAGGCGAAAAACUUUCUCGGCAUGGAGUUGACGCGCGAUAGGGAGGCGUGCACUCUGAAACUGACGCAAAAGAAGCUGACGGGUGAGCUUGUUGGACGGCAGUUGGCGCGCUUGCGCGCUUUAUGGCGGGGCCGGCCGACGGAGGAGCACUGGCGGGCGGCGCUUGGAGUUGUGCGCUACCUAGCGAUUACGGCAGAGGACGGGGUAACCUUUGGGGGGAGCGGAGAGACUCUCAUCGCUUAUUGCGACGCGGAUAACGCGAGUGACGUGGACACAAAGCGAUCCACAACGGGGCACGUCCUCUUGAUGUAUGGGGCGGCGCGGUCGAAGCACAUUAACGUGAUUCAUCACUUUGCACGGGAGCGUGUGGCACGCAAGGAGGUCGCGUUCGCGUACUGCGGGACGGAGGACAUGAAGGAGGACAUCAUGACCAAGGCGUUAGCAGCGAGGAAAUUAAAGAAGUGCAAGAGCGAGAUAGGAAUUGCAUAUGUCAUUAGUGUGUGGGGGAGUGUUGAGAUUCGGGCAUUUGAUGUGCGCGAUCUCUUGGGUGACGUCGACGGGAACUCGACGAUAACCAGUACUUAG
Klebsormidium nitens is the source of this 1194-nucleotide messenger RNA. Lineage: Eukaryota; Viridiplantae; Streptophyta; Klebsormidiophyceae; Klebsormidiales; Klebsormidiaceae. The record is from the annotation of a GenBank genome assembly.